Messenger RNA from Cololabis saira (Pacific saury), 1291 nucleotides. It is a transcript of the gene cgref1, whose product is annotated as cell growth regulator with EF-hand domain 1. The coding region runs from base 156 to 830 and encodes 224 amino acids. Lineage: Eukaryota; Metazoa; Chordata; Actinopteri; Beloniformes; Belonidae. Gene Ontology annotation, molecular function: calcium ion binding. The transcript is spliced from 7 exons. The record is from RefSeq and is a predicted model, not a curated record.
UCCAUUACCUGCAGGGCUGCUGCAAUGAAGACUUCAGGGUUUUACUUCAUGAAUAAUGAAUUUACGGCUACCGUGGCCGCUGUCAUCGUGACAGCCAUUACGCACCGAAAGCUGCGCCGGUCCGGCUUCUGGUUCGGGUUGGAGCAGGUGCACUCAUGGAGUCUCACCUGGUCUGGUAUGUCCCAUGUGUUCUGUCUCUGGUCAUACACCUGAGCCUGGCAGCACCCGGGUUGCCCGGGACACAAAGAGCGGAGUCAGAAGAUGCUCAUCCUCCUAAGAUAGCUCUACCCAAUCCCUUUGGCUCUGGAGAAGAGGAACGCAAGUUGUUGCAAAAUUAUAUUCAAUCCACUCUAAAGAACGACCAAGGACGACCAGAGAUCAGUUCCAGGGAACAAGAGGUGUUCUUCCUGUUUCGUCUGUAUGAUUUUGAUCGAAGUGGGUACCUGGAUGGCUUGGAGAUGAUGAAGCUUCUGUCUGAUUAUAAUUCCCAUCAUGCAUCUGGUGCAGAGGCUGGUGACCUGGUGGUCUCCAUGGUAGAUUUCUUACUUCAAACUCAGGAUCUAAACCAAGAUGGACUGCUGAACCCUUCUGAGCUGCUAUCGCCUGCAUACAUUCACACAGAGGAGCAGGAGGUGGCAGUGGAGCACACAAAGGAAGAGGCUCAUCAAGAAAUUCAGCCUCAAGAGGAAAACAUACUUCAGCAGGAAGUAGAGACGGGACAAGACAAAGCCAUACAAAAAACAAAUGAACAUGAAAUUGCAGAAGCCGUUGCAGAAGGCCAGGGGCAGCUGCAUGAAGUCCCCGUACACCAGGGCCAGCCAGAAAUAUGAAUACACUUACAGACACUAUAGAAAGCACCACUCCACCAUUAUGGCCUCUUGUGUACAGCUUGCUGAAAUUGACCAUUGAGUUAAAAGUACCACUAGAAAGGAUUUCUAAAUCUGCAUCCCCACAAAUGGUUUUUCUUCACUGAGGACUACAAUACAAGGCUAAUACAAACAUGUGCCUGUUUUUGUGUCCCAAUAAUAUGUUGCUCUUCCUAUGAAUGCAAUGAUUCCUAAAGCUGGAAAAGGUUAAAAAAUAGAUUUUCCUCAAAGUAAAAGCCAUUAUUAUUAUUAUUAGAGACAUUCCUUACAAAUAAUUUUUUUCUCUUUUUCCUAGUGCAUCAAUGUUUUAUUUGCAGUUUUUCACCAUUUUCUUCCAUACCUGAAAAUUUGACUGUACUUUUCAAGUUUUUGAAAUUUGUUAUAUUAUGUCAAAGUUUAAGCAACAACUUAAAAAAUGCUUAGUU